UAGAUUUCAGCUAUGAGGUGUCGCGGUCACUAUCUGCCUGUCAAGGUGUCAUACUUGUAGUGGAUGCAAAUGAGAUACUGCAGUUCCAUGAUACAGAAAUAAAAGAAGAGAUUAGUGAAGAAUCAGAUCCUACUUGUCACAGAGCAUGAACUUUGGUAUUCAAGCUCAGACAGUGGCAAACUUCUAUCUUGCUUUUGAAGCACAGCUUGCAAUAAUUCCUGUCAUAAACAAGAUUGAUUUGAAGAAUGCAGACCCUGAAAGAGUUGAAAAACAAGUUGAGAAGCUGUUUGAUAUUCCUGGAGAUGAAUGUAUAAGGAUUUCUGCUAAACAAGGAAGAAAUGUUGAGAGAGUUCUACAAAAAGUCAUCGAAAAAGUUCCACCACCCCAGUUUAAUACUACUGAUCCAUUGAAAGCCUUGGUGUUUGACUCCACCUUUGACCGCUACCGAGGUGUCAUAGCUAAUAUUGCACUUUUUGGUGGGGAGAUUCAGAAAGGGCAUAAAAUUGUGUCUGCUCACACAAAGAAAAGGUAUGAAGUUAGUGAAGUAGGAAUACUGACUCCAAAUGAACAGCCAACACAUAAACUAUAUGCUGGACAGGUGGGCUACCUGAUUGCUGGCAUGAAAGAGGUAACGGAAGCCCAAAUAGGAGACACACUCUUUAUGCAUAAACAGCCAGUGGAGCCUUUGCCUGGCUUUAAGUCAGCGAAACCAAUGGUCUUUGCAGGAAUGUAUCCUAUAGACCAGUCAGAAUAUAAUAAUCUCAAAAGUGCUUUGGAAAGACUGACACUGAAUGAUUCCAGUGUAACGGUUCAUCGUGACAGUAGCCUUGCUUUAGGAGCUGGAUGGAGGUUGGGUUUUCUUGGUCUUUUACAUAUGGAAGUUUUUAAUCAGCGUUUGGAGCAAGAAUAUAACAUGUCUGUUAUUUUGACUGCACCUACUGUUCCCUAUAAAGCUAUUCUUUCCUCAGCAAAGUUAAUAAAGGAAUAUGGUAAAGAAGAGAUUACAAUUAUCAACCCUGCUCAUUUUCCCGAUAAACUAUCCGUAUCUGAAUAUUUGGAGCCAACUGUUCUCGGCACUAUUGUAACACCUCACAAAUAUAUUGGGAAAAUAAUUGCUCUGUGUCAGGAUCGCAGGGCAGUCCAGAAGGAUAUGUUGUACAUUGAUGAACACAGGGUUAUGCUGAAAUAUCUCUUUCCACUGAAUGAAAUUGUGCUGGAUUUCUAUGACGCUCUUAAAUCUCUGUCUUCUGGUUAUGCAAGUUUUGAUUAUGAGGAUGCAGGGUACCAGGCAGCAGACAUUAUCAAAAUGGACAUUCUUAUAAAUGGAAAUCCAGUUGAAGAACUGGCAACAAUCAUACACAAUGAUAAGGCAUAUGCCACUGGUAAAUUCCUGUGUGAACGUUUAAAAGAUGCUAUACCUAGACAGUUGUUUGAAAUAGCCAUCCAGGCUGCUAUUGGCAAGAAAAUCAUUGCAAGAGAAACGCUGAAAGCUUACAGAAAAAAUGUCGUGGCAAAAUGUUAUGGUGGAGACAUUACAAGAAGAAUGAAGCUUUUAAAGCGGCAGGCAGAGGGGAAGAAGUUGAUGAGAAAAAUUGGCAAUGUUGAAGUACCAAAAGAUGCCUUUAUACAUGUUUUAAAAAGACAGUUUGACAAAUAGAUUAGCAACAUGCAGUUGACAACUGUGUUUUGUUGGCAGUAGCACAAUGAGUUAUGUAUAAUUUGUAUAAUUUAUCAGUGGGAGAGGGAGCAAAUUUACACCAUUUUAGGUCCAGUUAUAUAUAAACAAACAAAAGGACUAUGCCUAAAAAUACAGAUAUUUGUAAAUCAUGAAAUUAAAGUUACCUCAUUUGACCUUACUUUCAAUAAAGUUACAAUGAAAAAUUACAGAUUCAGUAUGAAACUUCUGUACUUAAUUACUUUAAUACAGCAAUUGUGUGUUAUUUUGGCAUUGCAAGCCUUUGAAUGAGUAAAUAGGAACCAUGUGGCAAAAAUUCAUAAGAAUAAGUUUUGGGUAUUCUUUAAUAAAUGCCAACUCUGUGGUUGGUUUAAGAGUUUGAACUGUUGCCACAAAAAAUGCUAAGACAGUUCCUGAUUUACUUUCUAAAUUGCUGUUGUCAGGAAAUGUUUUGCUACAAACUAAAUUUUAUAUACUACAGAUUUCCUUUAAACUUGCUAGUGUGUCGGUUUACCAUGAAUACAGCUUAGCUAUACUCAUAUCAUGUAGUCAAAAGUUUUAAUAUAGUAUAACACAAGAAAAUGACCAUUUCAACAAUAAAAUGGACUUGGGCAUUAACCAAA
Molecule: messenger RNA, 2298 nt
Organism: Rhea pennata
Lineage: Eukaryota; Metazoa; Chordata; Aves; Rheiformes; Rheidae
Gene: GUF1
Product: GTP binding elongation factor GUF1
Exons: 15
Coding region: 146-1657 (503 amino acids)
Biological process (GO): positive regulation of translation
Cellular component (GO): mitochondrion
Molecular function (GO): mitochondrial ribosome binding; GTP binding; GTPase activity
Source: RefSeq, a predicted model, not a curated record